UAUAUAACAAAUAAUUUGAGUUUGAAUGUGAUGCCGGGGAGACACAAUCUACUCGAGGCAAAUGAUGACAUGGGGUCUGAAGAUGGAUACUAUGAAGAUGAUUACUUACCAAAGGUAGAUAAUCUGAGAGCAGAUGGUUACGAGGAGGAGUUUAAGAAAGCUAUUUCAGUUCUUGAACAGAAGCACAAACACCCCAGAAAUGGAGAAGUUCACAACAUUUGUGAUACUCAAGUUAAGGAAAACGAAGACGAGUUGUAUUUAAAGAAGGUUAGUUUGUACAGAUCUGUGGCUAACAGACAAAGUAUGACUAGACGCAGUAUUGACAGUGAUCUUGACAAACUGUCUUCUUCUCUUAUCUCCAGCAAGGAGAGGUGGUCUUCACAGACAGAUGUAAAUGAUGACGUCAGCGAUUUUACUGUUGAAGUUAAUGGUGAAGUUAAUGGUGAAGUUAAUGGUGAAGUUAAUGGUGAUGUUAAUGAUUUUAACGACGUCACAGUUGAUGGUGAUGGUGACGUCACAGUUGAUAUUAAUGGUGACUUCACUGUUGAUGUUAAUGGUGAGUACGUAAGUUUACAAGCUCCUGAAAUGGAAGAUAACAAGGAAACAAGUCAGUCUUCUCUACAAGUUCACAACAGUCCUAUCAGAUCUGCUCAUAGUUCUAACAGUUUACAAUCAGACAACCGGAAGCUGAGUGAGAACAAACUGAACGGAAGCUCAGUGUCACUCCCUCUGAACAGGACUCUCAGCAACCUCAGCCUCCAAGCUAAACAUCUGAACAAGAGCAAUUCCUCUGUCGAUUCCAGUUGUUCGAUGCCAGAUGGGUGGGAGAAGGUGGAAAGUAAAACAGGAGUAUACUACUGGCAUGUACCAUCCGGCACCACACAGUACCAACACCCUAACUUAUCUAGCAACCAGGAUCUGUCGGAGAAAGUUUGUCAGUUGCAGAUCUCCACACCUGAAACAGAAGAGCAGAGUUCCGAGAUAGUGUCACGUGAUCAGGACCAUACUUCACACCUCCCACCCGAACACCACAAGGUGAUUAACCUGGGAUACAUGGAGAUGGACGCUUCAACGUUAAAAGCAGCUAACAGCUCAGUUUCCAUAAACGAGUGUAUCAGAAAGCUCAGCUCAAUCAUGAACGACCCCUCACAAACCGAUAAUUUAAGCCUGCAAAUCCUGUUAUUUGAAGGGACCUACUUGAAACUUCUCGACUACAACAGCCGUGCUGUGUUAUCCAGACAGAACAUCUUAACCAUCAGGAGAUGGGGCGUAGGCAGCGAUGACGUCAGGAACUUUGCGUACGUGGUGAAGCAGAAGGGAACUAACAAUUACCGCUGUUUUGUCCUGCAUUGCUAUAACCCUGCCAGUCAGAUAGCUCUCCACAUGAAGAACAUUUGUAAACUGGCGGCUGAGAAACGUGAAGAGGAAACUGCCAUGUCAGCGUGUUCAGAGCAAAGUGCCGCCACCACCACCGCUAUCGCUGUUAGCCCUUCUUCCACCGUCCCCGCUCCUCCUCCCCAACAACCCUGCAGAUUUGAGACACUCUACCUUGGUUAUAUAAGAGUGGAAAAGGAGAAAGGUACAGAUGUUAUCCACGCAGCGAUUGAGAAACUAGAGAACAGCAAUCAGACUAAUUGGGAAAGUGUCACAAUGGAAAUUCAUGUCAGCACCAUCAAUCUUAUCAAAACAGCAGAUCGCACAUUGUUAGCAGAACAUCGAGUCAGGUUCGUGUCGUUCAUGGCGCUCGGAAAACAGGAACAUCAUCUGGGAUACAUAGUCCACGGAGGUCCCAGGAUAUUUUAUUGUCACGUAUACCAGAGUGAUAGUUCAUGUGCAGACAUGGCGCGCGCUAUUCAGAAUGCCUGUAAUGCCCGUUAUCAGCUGUUACUGGCAAAACAGGAGGAAAUGAAAAGAAAUCAGAAGCCUGAGUCGACCGGAAUACUGUCAUUCUGGAAGCGAUUAAAAAAGAAGAGCCCAGAAACGGAAAGGCGAAGUCUAGCUACCAAAGGAUAAAAUGAUCAGCAAGUUGCGGUUCACAUGCGCCCCGCGCUUCAACAGUUCAUGACGUCACGUUGUUCCGAUGACGUCACAUCUAUCAUACGACGUCACGAUACCGUGCGUUGCUCGUGACACUAAAGUCAGUAGUACAGAGUAGCCGCUACCUUGUAUGGAAACUGGAUACUAGCCUCGCGUCUUUAAUGAAAUUCCUCCUUGUAGUAUCCACUAUGAAAACACCUAUGGAGGGAUUAUUUAUACUACAGACAAUUCCCAGACAAUUUGGUGUGCUGUGAUUGGACACAGAGCUAUGUUUAUAUUUCAAAGAUAAUUUGGCCUCCGAGGUUACAAAUUUUGUUUUAACCAGAUAAUGUUGUUGGGAUGCUUGAAAAUAUUCCAGUACGUACAAUUAUUUUUAUUCGAUAUCAGAUUUCUCUAAUGGCAACAGACCAUAGGAAGUUUUCAUUCGAAAGAAAACUUACAUUUCUUCAUUUUGUUUACUUGUACUGUUUCUUGGUAUGUACUUCGUACAGGUUAUCAUAAUCGAUAUUUUAAUUGUUAUCAGCUUGAUAAAAUCCACCACGUUACCCACCAUCAGUCCUGAUGGUCCGGAUAUUUGUGUAAUCUGAGAUGCUGGUUUAGGGAUAUUAACGGAUAUAAUACAUGAUAAUUAUUGAUUAAUUGAAUUUAAUCGAUAAAUGUUCAUUGCGGUUAAUUAAAAUACCAAUUUCGAUGGUAAGAAGAUGGAUUAGAUUAAAAGUGAUCAGAGUUUUGAGUUAGCGGUUUUAGUUAUCCGAUAAUGAAUCUGUUUAUUUUGUUUUAUGUACAUUGCGGCAGUGGUCAGCUCAUGAACGAACAACUGUCCAGUACUGAUAUUGGAUAUUAUAUGAUAGAAUAUAAUUUUUAUUGUAUAGUUGUUUGGUCAGAAUUCUCAAAAUUCAGCAA
Messenger RNA from Bolinopsis microptera, 2940 nucleotides. RefSeq names its product amyloid beta precursor protein binding family B member 2-like. Gene Ontology annotation, cellular component: nucleus; cytoplasm. NCBI's taxonomy places the organism in Eukaryota, Metazoa, Ctenophora, Tentaculata, Lobata, Bolinopsidae. Bases 31 to 2013 code for a protein of 660 amino acids. The record is from RefSeq and is a predicted model, not a curated record. The transcript has 17 exons. Gene Ontology annotation, molecular function: transcription factor binding; amyloid-beta binding. Gene Ontology annotation, biological process: regulation of DNA-templated transcription.